CGAUCAUUUGUGCAGGACAGGAUCUGUUGGAAUUUUGAUGAAGUCACUUCACUCCCGGAGGUGCUACUACACUUCGAUAAGAUGUUAACUGAUAGUUCAUGAUCAUAGAAGAUGCGCAAAAUGGUAAUGGCCUGCCAUCCGGCACGGAGAAAUAAAAUCGUCACUUGAUUGUUAUGAAUCGUAAUCUUAUUGCGGAGUAAUGUAGAAGUGGAGUAGGAUGUCUUUCAUUCUCUGUUUGAAAUUCAAAUUUAUCUUUCUACUUGUUAUUGGCACUAUCAAUCUCUAGGUGUGUGUGAAAUAUGUUUUGCUGCUGCUUUCACUGUGGCUGGCUUUUUUUGAUAAAGAGAGAUGGACGCUUAUUAGGUGAUCGUUUACUGCCACUGAAACUGAUUUGAUGAUACACACCAGCUCUAGUACGCGCAGUUAGCAGUUUGUGAUUAAUCUUUUAUGUCUAUGAGUUUUCUCCUAUGAAGGUAUUUUAGAUACUAGAGCAAAGAAAGAUGUCUGAAGAAGCUGUGCAGCUUUUCCGCGCUCAGUCGCAGCAGGCGGGUAUGGAGCAAAGGGCCCCCGAAGCAGCCGCAGUUGUUCCCUCCGACCUGGAGUCAUCAGUUCUGUCACCGUCCAGGCAGACUGAUCGCGGCAGUAUUGCUGCUGUGCCUGGCGCAGAGGCCUCCGAGAGCGGAGUUGCAGCGUCUGAGGGCGUUGCUUCACAGCAGUUAGCUGUGGACGUUGAGAUGUCCAUUGACGAGAGCGCGCAUGGAUCCAACGUCGUGGUCGAGGAACGCGCCGUCUCCUCCGCGGCUGACGAGGUCGGCGAGUCCGAUGCCGUUGCCGAUGACGAAGGCGAUUUUUUGGCUUCCUCAGAAGCGGGAUUCGAGUCCAGCGUGGUGAACGAAGAACGAGGCGAGGUGAUACUGAAACCGCGCAAAAAUUUCGCGGAAACGUGGGCCCUGAAAGAGGGAGAACUAGACGACGCGAUCAUCAUGGCCGGACUGGACCAAUGCAGCAUUGGGCAAGUAUGGGCAAUAUUCAACGGAAAAGUUGAGCAGGGAACCGUCGCAAAGGUCGAAUGGAUCUCAGACCUCCUGCUCAGAGUGCAGUGCAAAGACAAGGAGGCUUGUACCAUACGAUAGAUUUAGUGUGAUUUCUUUGUGAUCACGAAGUAAAACUACAGCUAUCUAGCUUUUACACCUUCGUCUUGCGCUUUCAUAUCUUUUUAGGAGAGAGUUAGCGAAGGAUGCUAUUGCAUUGCUGCCUUUCGUUGUUCAUCUGAGGUGAGCUAGUUAUUCAUCUUGAUGAACAAAAGAUCAUGAUAGGAGCUCACUACAUGACCACAGGCAAUGCAGUACUUGAGCUAGUUACAGUAAAGUACGUCACGGGGGAAAUGGUGCCACAGGAAGAGAACGAGGGCCCAGGCAUAUGGCGAGUAAGAAAUCACUAUGUGGAGGUCCGUAGAGCGACGGCUGCUGACGUGAAGCCCGAAGGCUUCAAGAAAAAAGGUCGAGCUGGGCGAACAGUCAAGGAGUACCGAGGAGACGUCAACUGGUGCAAGCAAAAUGGUACUAAACAGACACUUGUCAAUAACUAUUAAAGCUGUGAUCUGCCUCUGACGCAACGAGACAACAUUACAACAUAGAUUCUAUGAGAAAAAAGCAACUCCUACUUACCAUACUACGUAAUACGUAUCAUUAAAUCUUAGUUCACCACUCAUCAAAAACUUUGUCCUAAAAAAGGUGUUGAGGCGACCUUCGCGACAAAGCUAGCACUGAAGGCACAGGCGCUACAGACCUGGAACGAGCUGACGGAGGCUACCCCAGAAGCCCAGGCACCCGAAGUGACAUUGGAGUCUGAUGUUGUCUCAACGAAUCACCUCCUGGAUUUGAUGAAAAAGAAAGACGAAAAAGCAUACACUGCGCAACAAGUCAAGGGCCUCGCACAGGAAUCGAUGAAGGGAAAGGGUGGUAUGAACUUUUACUUUUCUUGACCACUUGUUCUACAACGAUUGUCGAUGGAUUUAGGAGUUCACUUGUUGUUAUUUUGAUGUGUAAGAAGCAAAUUAGUUUCAUUUUUCUGAUGCUCCUACAAGGUUAUUAGUACCAUGAUGAAUGCGGUUGUUGAAACUGAAUAGCACCUUCCUUCUCAAAUCUCAUCUCAGGCAAAAUGGGUCCGCCCAUGGGUCCACCUUCCUGGAGGAACAAGGGCGCACAUGGUCCUUACGGCGCCGCUUCUGGCCCUUACGGCGCUCCUUCCGGUCCCUACGGCAAAGGCGGCAAUGCAGGACCUCCAAACGGCUACAACGGCGGUCCACCACAAGCGCCGGCGGCUUACGGUCCAGCCGGAGCAGGAAAAGGCCUUAAAAAUGGAGCUCCUGUUGCUGGCGUUAUGCCAGUAGGAGACGGCGGCUCGUCCUUCGGCGGAGGCUUUGGCCGCGGCGACUUCGCGCCCGUUGCGGAUCAUGGCGCUAACCGAGAAUUGGAGGGCUUCUUGGACUUCAUGAACGAAAGCGAAGGCACUCCGUCUAUUUCAGGCAGCACGAGCUUAUACGGAGGUGGCACUUCGUCCUCCGCAUUCCCCGGUGUGCCUUCUCGUCGAGCAGAGGCAGCGAGCAGAACUAGCAAUUACGCACACUCCGAAGACGAAUUCUACUCGUCCAGCAGUCGCAAAAAUUCAGCAUCGGUUCAAGGGUAUUUCUUGGUUUGUACAUUAAAUAGGGUUUCAACCACAAAUGUUUGUGACACAGAAAGAUUAAUCAUCUCACCUUCCUCUUUCUUACCAGUUGGGGGGCAUCGCAAGUACAAUGGCUUAUAUGUGAUGUUGAACACCAUAUUUAUAGGGACCCCUACGGCACAGCGCAGGAGCGCAUGGCUGCCUUUGAUCGCUCCAGCAGGAGAGAAGCUAGGGAAAUCCUUCUCGAACCGCGGAGAGAGAGAAGUCCAAGACGCGGCCGGGAUCGAGGCGAUCUGGACGAGAGUCGUGGUGACGAUCGAGGACGUCGCGACAACCGUGGCCAAGAGCCACCUCGAAUCCGACUUGUGGAACGCCGACAGGCAUCACCCGAUGCUAGAAGGGAACGCGAUGACAGGCGCGGAGGCAGAGACGCAGAGGAGAGCAGGAGAGGUGCCGAUCAAAAGAGCAAGCGUGGACGUGGUCGUGACGGUGAUUACUACGACGAUCGCGACGAUCACUACGACGACCGCGGUGGCGAAAAUAAACGAAGACGUCGCUACUAGAUAGGCAUGCGUUUCGGCUCUUCGGUCAUGACGUCCUCUGGCUCUGCCCGCCGCAGCGUAAAAGCGGACAACAUUACAACACAGAAAUUUUGAUAAAUUCGUAACCCAUUCCCACCAUCUACAACAUAAACCACAUGUGUUUUCAUAACAUCAUGACGCACUCAUUCGUUACCCUACUCGUCGUCCAAUUAUAAUGAAGUUGUUAUAACACGAGACUCAUACACUUGUAGGAUAUGAACAGCACCACAUCAUCACUCAUCCGUGACAUCAUCGUUUCACAUCUGAGAAAAUUGUAUCUAGUUUAUUGCUUCGAAUCAAAUUCACAUGGGUAUUUUUAACGCGAAUUGAUCGGAUUAAGUAUACUAUGGGCGUGAUUUGGGGUGAAUGUCAAUGUUCUUGGUACAGCGACUGUGGACGUCGGGUACUGGUAUUGCUCGUCGGUAGCAGCCACGACUAUAUCUAGCGAUAGAAUUGUGGCAUGUGAUGUACGCAUGUGACUACAGGAUUACUGCCGCAAAAACUAAAUACAAAAGCAGAAUAAAAAUGGCCCUCAGAGGC
This is a messenger RNA of Amoebophrya sp. A25, 3788 nucleotides long. Lineage: Eukaryota; Dinophyceae; Syndiniales; Amoebophryaceae. The record is from the annotation of a GenBank genome assembly.